This is a messenger RNA of Saccostrea echinata, 1585 nucleotides long. Its product is annotated as methyltransferase-like protein 27. Bases 214 to 966 code for a protein of 250 amino acids. The record is from RefSeq and is a predicted model, not a curated record. NCBI's taxonomy places the organism in Eukaryota, Metazoa, Mollusca, Bivalvia, Ostreida, Ostreidae. The transcript is spliced from 6 exons.
UUCAUGUUUUAAAAGCAAAUUUGCUACAGUUUUAACAGAGAAAUGUUUUAUUCAACAAACAAAUACGGAUUUUAUGAAACAUUGUAAUGCACAUCAAUGAAGGCAAAAUCGGGAGGAAAAUAAACUCCGCGUGGGGAAAAUCCAGCCCCUUAUCAUGUUCCCAUAAUCAGCAAAAGAAUUCGGAUUUCUCUUCAGGAGUGUGGUAUCUGCAUCAUGCAUAGAAAUUUAGUCUGUUCAUUUGAAAGAAUCGCAGAGGGCUCAAAAAUAAUGGCGGCGGAAAAGGCAAAGAAAUUCCAGCAGGAGGGCAACCAGAGGGAAGUAGGUGCGUUCGCCAAGAAUUAUGGGGCUCACAGAGAGGGAAUCACGAUGAAAGAAGUGGCCAAUUACUACACAGAGUGGGCGAAUUCUAAUAAAUAUGACGUGGACCUGGGACCAGACCGAUAUCGUGGACCAAAGCUUGCUGCUGAGACUCUUUGUGACCUGAUUUCGGAACAUCGUGAAAGUGUUCGAAUUUUAGACAUUGCUUCUGGAACUGGAUUUCUUGGACAAGAGCUCUGGGACAGGGGGUUUCGCUCAAUCGACGGCUUAGACCCUUCAGAGGGAAUGAUUGAGGCGUCCAGGAAAAGAAAUGUAUAUUCCAAUCUCAUCUGUGAUUUCAUGACUGAGAAAAUGCUGAAUAUUCAAACAGAUACUUAUGAUGCCGCUGCGAUUGCUGGUGGUAUGGGAGAGGGUCACAUUCCAUGCAAUGCUCUGUAUGAGAUGAUUCGUAUAGUAAAACCUGGCGGUUACAUUGUCAUUGUAAUGAGAGAAGAAUAUCUAGAACAUGUCCAGGAUUAUAAAGACAGACUAGAACCAUUAAUGAAAGAAUUGGAGACUUCAGGCAAAUGGAGGAAACUAGCGAGAAAAGUUGUAUCAAAUUACUUUCUCCAAAAUAAUGGUGUCAUCUUUAUAUUUCAAAAUUGCUAAACCUUAUAGACUGUAAAUUUCUUAAGUAUGGAGGUAUAUUACUUGGUCCCGUUUUACAUAAGAAUUUAUGACUAAAAUCAAACUGUUAUUUUUGGAUAUUACUUUCUUUUAUUCGUGAAUUUAAAAAGAAUGAAGAACGAUAUAUGUAUGCAUAUAAUUUUUAAUAAAAUCAUUUAUUUUAUAGGAUUUUACUAUCAGGUAAAUUUGUUGGUCUUAUAGUCACAAGUUCUUUUGUAAAAUGUACUACUUAUUUUUCGUUUGAGUUUAAAAAAAACUGAGUUAACAGUAACAAUAUAUUUGUUAUUGUAUAAAAUGUAUCUGGGGUAUAUAUUUUACAGGUUUAUAUCAAUAAAAAUAUGGUUGAAUACGAGUAUUUGUCAUAUCCACAUUAUGUUGUGCUGUAAUGUAAUAAACUGAUCUCGAUUUCAGUUGCCAUGACAACAAUAGCAUAUUUUCUUUGUACCUUAUAAACCGCAGAAGUAGUCUUUGAGUAUUUAAUUGACACAUCUCCAUACCAACAAUAAAGUACAGCGAUACUUGUAAUAAGCAUGUACGUAUGAUCUGUUUGGGGGUUAUUAUAUUUUCAGUAUAUUGAUAACAAUACCCGGCGAUAUUGAGA